UAAUAUUUUUGUAAUUCACAACUUGGCAACACUGUCUUUUUCAUUUUAGAAUCAAGAUUGUCCGGGAUGGCUGACGCUCCGUCAACUGCGCCUAAGGCGAAGGCGCCUAAAACUAAGGCCCCUAAAGAGAAAGCAGCGAAGGCUGCACCAGCUGCGCCCGCAGAACCACAGAAGGCAAUCCGUAAGGUGUCAUCCAAGCCCAGGCAUGGCAGGCUCUACGCCAAGGCAGUGUUCACAGGAUACAAACGCGGUCUCCGCAACCAACACGAGAACACCGCUCUUCUAAAGAUUGAGGGUGCCAAGGACCGCGACGAUGCCGUGUUCUACGCCGGCAAAAAGUGCGUAUAUGUGUACAGAGCUAAGAAGAGGACCCCCAUUCCCGGAGGUCCCCGCGGCAAGAAGACCAAGCUUCGCGCUAUUUGGGGUAAGGUGACCAGGCCGCACGGUAACUCCGGCAGCGUGCGUGCCCGCUUCAAGUCCAACCUCCCCGCCCAGGCUAUGGGCCACAGGAUACGAGUGAUGUUGUAUCCCUCAAGGAUCUAAUCAUCCAUCUUAUUGUAAGAAUAAAACAUAAAAACCCA
Molecule: messenger RNA, 581 nt
Organism: Aricia agestis (brown argus)
Lineage: Eukaryota; Metazoa; Arthropoda; Insecta; Lepidoptera; Lycaenidae
Gene: RpL35A
Product: 60S ribosomal protein L35a
Exons: 4
Coding region: 67-543 (158 amino acids)
Biological process (GO): ribosomal large subunit biogenesis; cytoplasmic translation
Cellular component (GO): ribosome; cytosolic large ribosomal subunit
Molecular function (GO): structural constituent of ribosome
Source: RefSeq, a predicted model, not a curated record